Messenger RNA from Scylla paramamosain (green mud crab), 1358 nucleotides. Its product is annotated as mucin-1-like. NCBI's taxonomy places the organism in Eukaryota, Metazoa, Arthropoda, Malacostraca, Decapoda, Portunidae. The record is from RefSeq and is a predicted model, not a curated record.
AUGGCGUGCGUGGUUGCCAGACGAGGUGACAAGACCGCGGUGUCCCCCUUCGGUACCACAGGGAGUGACCUGAGGGGCUCCACACAGGCUGACAAGUCCAAGACCUCCCCCUUUGAGAAGUUUAAGAAGCUAGACUCACAACAGUCACCCCGCCCGGCCAACCCCUUCGCCCUGGCACUGCCCAUUAUAAGACUUAAUGCAACUGCCGUGAAAACCAUCAUUUUAAACUUCUGUAAGCGAGUCACAGCAGACUAUGAACAAAAGGUCCGUGUGUCACCAGCUAGAGCCUUUGGAACAGUGAAGGUUUGGUACAGGUGUGGGGUCAAGUACAAGCCUUGGUUCCAGGGGUCAUACUGUGUAGUUAAGGGUAUCCCUGCUAAUCAUACGUGCUGCUCCUCCCUCCCUCCCACGCAGUCACCCCCCGCAGUCACCCCACGCAGUCACCCAAACAGUCACCCCACGCAGUCACCCCCACGCAGUCACCCAAGCAGUCACCCAAGCAGUCACCCCACGCAGUCACCCAAGCAGUCACCCCACGCAGUCACCCACGCAGUCACCCCCACGCAGUCACCCAAGCAGUCACCCAAGCAGUCACCCAAGCAGUCACCCAAGCAGUCACCCAAGCAGUCACCCAAGCAGUCACCCAACGCAGUCACCCCACGCAGUCACCCCACGCAGUCACCCCACGCAGUCACCCAAGCAGUCACCCCACGCAGUCACCCAAGCAGUCACACAAGCAGUCACCCAAGCAGUCACCCAAGCAGUCACACAAGCAGUCACCCCACGCAGUCACCCACGCAGUCACCCCACGCAGUCACCCCCACGCAGUCACCCCCACGCAGUCACCCCCACGCAGUCACCCAAGCAGUCAUCCCACGCAGUCACCCAAGCAGUCACCCACGCAGUCACCCAAGCAGUCACCCCACGCAGUCACCCAAGCAGUCAUCCCACGCAGUCACCCAACGCAGUCACCCCCGCAGUCACCCACACGCAGUCACCCAAGCAGUCACCCACGCAGUCACCCCAAGCAGUCACCCAAGCAGUCACCCAAGCAGUCACCCAAGCAGUCACCCCACGCAGUCACCCAAGCAGUCACCCAAGCAGUCACCCAAGCAGUCACCCAAGCAGUCACCCACGCAGUCACCCAAGCAGUCACCCAAGCAGUCACCCAAGCAGUCACCCAAGCAGUCACCCACGCAGUCACCCAAGUAGUCACCCAAGCAGUCACCCAAGCAGUCACCCAAGCAGUCACCCAAGCAGUCACCCCACAUACUCACAUCCACCUGUCCACAUCUCCACUGAGCCUUCCAGUUACCCCUCCACCUUUCAUCCACUCAUUCCACCUUCACAAAUACCUC